Molecule: messenger RNA, 2030 nt
Organism: Carlito syrichta (Philippine tarsier)
Lineage: Eukaryota; Metazoa; Chordata; Mammalia; Primates; Tarsiidae
Gene: CD68
Product: CD68 molecule
Exons: 6
Coding region: 643-1716 (357 amino acids)
Cellular component (GO): membrane
Source: RefSeq, a predicted model, not a curated record
CCCAGCUAAUGAACUUUGGGCUGUUUUGCUUUCUUGUCACCUCAGUUACCAGAUGAGCCAUUUCCCCUCAGCGCUUGAGAAAAAUGGCAAUGUUAACAGGAUAAUGUGACACUCUGUAAGGAGCUGGGUGUUCACUAUCACAAGUGCCUCACGUGCUUCAGCUAAGGGGAAGUAACAGAUGGGAGAGUAAUGGGGGAAGGGGAGUGGAAAUAAGUGGGUUCCAAUGUUAUCUCUGUUGGACUUCCAGGGAGACCUCUAGGGGAGGGGCCUGACAUUUAUCAACUGGUCCUGUAUCCACCUGCCACAACUGCUGAGCAAGUUUUGCUGAGGUAGACAAAUGGGUCCCUGUGGAUCAACUGCCCCAGAACUAUCUAGUUCUCCACCCACGUGACAUUCUUGACUUUGCCCUGAUAGCUCCCACUUAGGAAGCUGGGGCUAAUAGUCUCCUAACUUAAUUACAAAAACCAGUGACUAAGAGAUUGGUUGCUGGAGCUGAGGUGCCUGAGUCAGGUUGGGGGUGGGAUUAUUUCAGUUACAGGAAGUGAGACUUUCAAUUCCUCCUUUCCAAGAGAAGGCUGAGGGAAUAGGGUUCAGCAACGAGUACUGACAGCCUAGCUGGGCUUUAGGUGAGGAGGUUCUGCCAUGAGGCUGGCUGUGCUUUUCCUGGGGGCCUUGCUGGGACUACUAACAGCCCAGGGAACAGGGAAUGACUGUCUUCACAAAAAGUCAGCCACUCUGGUGCCGUCCUUCACGGUGACACCUACAGCUACAGAGAGCACUGGGACGACCAGCCACAAGACUACCAAGAGCCACAAGACCACCACUCACUGGACAACCACCACAGACACCACCAGCCACGGGCCCACCACUGCCACUCACAAUCCUGCCACCACCACCAGUCAUGGAAAUGCCACGGUUCAUCCAACAAGCAAUAGCACUGCCACUAGCCAUGGACCCUCAACUGCCACUCACAAUCCUGCCACCACUACCAGUCAUGGAAAUGUCACAGUUCAUCCAACAAGCAAUAGCACGGCUACUAGCCCAGGAUCCUCCACAAGGUCACCCCACCCAGAACCACCUCCACCCUCUCCAAGUCCUAGCCCAGGCUCCAAAGAGACCGUCGGAAACUACAUAUGGACUAAUGGUUCCCAGCCCUGUGUCCACCUCCAAGCCCAGAUUCAGAUUCGAGUCCAGUAUGCAACCCAGGGUGGAGGAGAGGCCUGGGGCCUCUCUGUACUGAACCCCAACAAAACUGAGGCCCAGAGGGGCUGUGAAGGUGCCCAUCCCCACCUGCUUCUCUCAUUCCCCUAUGGACAUCUCAGUUUUGGAUUCCAGCAGGACCUACAGCAGGGUGUUGUCUAUCUGAGCUACAUGGCUGUGGAGUACAAUGUAUCCUUCCCCCAGGCAGCACAAUGGACAUUCUCAGCUCAGAAUUCAUCCCUUCGAGAUCUCCAAGCACCCGUGGGCCACAGCUUCAGUUGCAGAAAUACAAGCAUCAUUCUUUCACCAGCUGUCCACCUGGAUCUGGUCUCCCUGAGGCUACAGGCUGCUCAGUUGCCCCACACAGGGACCUUUGGACCAAGUUUCUCUUGUCCCAGUGACCGACCCGUCUUGCUGCCGCUCAUCAUCGGCCUGGUCCUCCUCGGCCUCCUCGCCCUGGUGCUCGUUGCCUUCUGCAUCGUCCGGAGACGCCCAGCCGCUUACCAGCCCCUUUGAGCAGCUCCAACCCCCAAGGCGCCAGUGGGGAUACACGCGUUUCCUCACCAUGCAACUGGCUCAAAGGCAAAGUUAUCUUCCUUGCUUGUCUUCCUUGAAGAACAAAACUAGAAGCAAUGCAGUCUGGAGGGAGGAGGGGAGACAUUUUUAUUAAAUAUGACAGAUUCCCCCUCCCCCAUUCCCAGUAGAAGAGUAGCAAAACCUACUCAAAUCUUUGUCCUUGGUUUCCCUUAUCCUGCCAGGAUUAAAAGUCAUCCGUUUCUUGUCACACGCCUUUCUGUGCCUUCCAUGGUUGAGUGUCAGGGAGCCGGAAA